Cucumis melo (muskmelon) is the source of this 4669-nucleotide messenger RNA. Its product is annotated as protein STICHEL-like 3. Gene Ontology annotation, biological process: DNA repair; DNA-templated DNA replication. Lineage: Eukaryota; Viridiplantae; Streptophyta; Magnoliopsida; Cucurbitales; Cucurbitaceae. The record is from RefSeq and is a predicted model, not a curated record. Gene Ontology annotation, cellular component: DNA polymerase III complex; DNA replication factor C complex; nucleus. Gene Ontology annotation, molecular function: DNA-directed DNA polymerase activity; DNA clamp loader activity; DNA binding. The transcript is spliced from 7 exons. Bases 938 to 4480 code for a protein of 1180 amino acids.
GAGGGGCAAAGGGUGUAGUCCAAUAAAUUUUGAUGAAAAAGGGGUAUUUUGGGUUGAGAAACGGACACACCGAUUCACUGCUGACGUGUCCUCCGGUGGGGGAGGUGUCUGUGAAUCUGCCUGCAACAGAUCUCACCCAACCCCUUUUCUUCUUCUUCUUCUCCUCUUCACUUCCCACUUCCCACUCACUAUACACUCUCUUCCUCUUACUCGCCAUUCCUUUGAAGCGGAGUUUCCUUUGUUUUGGACUGCUCUAUCACUUUCCUCUCUAAGUGAACCUCGUGAGCUUCAUGGGAAGCUUGCUCAGAGAUCUGAGCUUUAAUUUUCCAACCGGUAUAUUUGAUUCUGCUUUUCCCCUCUUCUGAUUCAGAGACCAACCGCCAUUUUUCAAGGGUUUAAGAGGAUUGUACGGACGAAGUUUUGAUUCUCCAUGACUUCCUUUGAGUUUUUCCCUGUUCGGGUUUUUUCUUUUUUCUGCUUGCUGAAGCUGGAGUGAGCUUGUCGCGGGUAUGCAUUGGAGUUUGCUUGUGUCUGCUCAUUAGGUUUCAGUUGGAGUAGUAUUCGUAUUGCUGCUACUUCCGCUUGAUUCUCCGGUGAUAAGCUUCAUGGUUUACUCGACCCUGGUUUUCUGGGGUGGGUGAUUGGGAGUGGUUUGCCGAUGGAUUUUCUUUGUUUCUCAUUUUUGACUUGGCGGAAAGUUGACGAGGUUGGAAUAUAAAUGCUUGACAUGGAUUCGUUGAAAUAGAAUCUAACUUUAACUUUCGUUGUUUAGAUAGGAGGACCUCUGCUUGCCUAAAUUGCGGGAUAUUUGGAAUUCAUUUUUGUCAUAAUUGUGGAGAUUUGACCUCGCGUUGUCUGAUUUGAUAAUGCAAUAUAUUUCGAUUCGUUUCCUUAAUUGUCAAGAAAAUUUUCGACCAAAUGCAUUUAUAUUCUCAUCAUGACUAGAGCUGUCCGCGAUAGAAUUCUCAAGGAGGCAAAUGGUGAUAUCAGCGAUCAUCUACGUAACCACAUUCACUUGACGAACUGUAUUCACCUGAAGAAUCACAUGCACAAGCACAGCCCAAUCUUGGCUGACAGGUCUCUUAUGAGGGAUCUCAUUGUCCUUCAGAGGUCGAGAUCUCUCAGGGACCCUUCAGCUAGUCCUCCCUCAUGGCAAUCUCCCUCAAUAACGGAUCUGCCAUCAAGGAUGGGCGAAAAUAAUGCUGUGAUUCGUGAAGGAAGAAGGUCGGUUGGAACUGAAAGCCGAAGGGUAGGUAGGACAAUUUCCGGAAGUUCUCCACCGUUGGGAAGUUUUGCCACAUCAAAAGUUGCUCCGGCUGAGGUGAAUGUGGGCACGGAUGGGGUGACAGCAGCUAGUGAGCACAGUGUUAAGAGUGAAAUCCGAGAUGGUAGAAGAAUUCGGAGAGAAGAGUCAAGUAGGAGGAGUGAUAGAAACAGUGUUUUGGAUGGCAAUGAAGAAUCUUCACCUGUUCAUGAUGCGCAUCUUCUGCAUGAGAUAAUUUCAAGGAAAUCGGAAUCUAAAGAUAGAAAGAGUGAACAGAAGGAUAAGCAGGUUAGGAGCAUUCCAUUUAAGACACUAUCGGAGCAACUAAAUUCUGCUCCAAUAGAUAGUGAUGACAUUGCAUCUUCAAGUGCUGUACAUGGGAGACGAUCUCAGCAGGAGAAAAUCACUGAUGAACCUGAACCCAGCUUUCGUGGGAACUGCAGUGGAUUGAAUAGGGUUAAAAGGCGAAAAUUUCGAGGUACAAGGAGAAGUCGUAUGAAUGUAACUUCCAGAGACACUGGAGUUCAAAAUGAAUUGUCGGUAGCUUCUAAUACAUUAGCUCAUGGUUCGGUUCAUUCAAAGCAUAAAAUGGAAGAAGAAAAUGAAAAUUAUGCCAACAAAAAUGUCAUUGGUGGACCUAGAAAUGGGUGUGGUAUGCCUUGGAAUUGGUCAAGAAUUCAUCAUAGGGGGAAAUCGUUUUUAGACAUGGCUGGAAGGAGUUUUUCUUGUGGCAUUUCAGACUCGAUGUUAAGAAAAUGCAGUCCAACUGCACGUGGGAGAGGCAUUUCUGGCACACCCAUAGCAUCUGAUCACUCAAGUUCAUCUGCUAAAUUUGAUGCCGAGGCUCUACCUUUACUUGUUGAGGCAUCUGGUUCCCAGGAAAGCAUUGAAAAUGCAGGCUGGCAACGAGAUUACUCUGGGGAAUUGGGAAUAUUUGCAGAUAACUAUAUUAAACACGAAGUUGAUUCGGACCUUGCUUCAGAAGCAAGGUGUAGUAACCGGAGAAGAACAAGAGGCCAUCAUCGUUCUAGACAUCAAAAUCUGACACAAAAAUACAUGCCACGAACAUUCAAAGAUUUGGUGGGACAACAUUUAGUAGCCCAAGCUCUUUCAAAUGCUGUCUUAAAGAAGAAGGUUGGGUUACUAUAUGUUUUUUAUGGUCCUCACGGUACAGGAAAAACAUCCUGUGCUCGUAUAUUUGCUAGAGCAUUGAACUGCCAGUCUUUGGAACAUUCCAAACCUUGUGGAUUAUGCAAUUCUUGCGUUGGAUAUGACAUGGGAAAGAGCAGGAAUAUAAGGGAAGUUGUUCCUGUUAGUAAUCUCGACUUCGAGAGCAUUACCGAACUACUUGACCAUAUGAUAGCUUCUCAGCUCCCAUCACAGUAUACAGUGUUCAUUUUUGAUGAUUGUGACAGCUUUUCUGCUAAUUGCUGGAGUGCCAUUACAAAGGUCAUUGACCGAGCACCCAGACGUCUAGUUUUUGUCCUUGUGUGUUCAAGUCUAGAUGUUUUACCUCAUAUAAUUAUAUCCAGGUGCCAGAAAUUCUUUUUUCCAAAGCUGAAGGAUGCUGAUGUUAUCCAUACUUUGCAGUGGAUUGCAACCCAAGAAAAUUUAGAAAUUGAUAAAGAUGCACUAAAACUUAUCACAUCGAGAUCUGAUGGAUCAUUGAGGGAUGCUGAAAUGACUCUUGAACAGCUCAGUUUACUGGGCCAGAGAAUUUCUGUUCCUCUAAUUCAGGAACUGGUUGGGCUCAUAUCUGACGAAAAACUGGUGGAUCUUCUUGAUCUAGCUCUUUCUGCAGACACAGUAAACACUGUAAAACACUUGAGGUUAAUAAUUGAAAGUGGUGUGGAGCCAAUGGCUUUGAUGUCACAAAUCGCAACUGUGAUUACUGAUAUUCUUGCUGGUAGUUAUGAUUUCAAAAAAGAAAGACCUCGGAGGAAGUUUUUUCGACGUCAGCCAUUAUCCAAGGAAGAUAUGGAGAAACUACGUCAAGCUCUGAAAACUUUAUCCGAAGCUGAGAAGCAAUUAAGAAUGUCUAAUGAUAAAUUAACUUGGCUUACAGCUGCAUUACUUCAACUUGCUCCAGAUCAGCAGUAUAUGUUAUCCAGCUCUGCUGAAACAAGCUUUAAUCACAGUCCCUUGGCGCUGAAUAAUGUGAGUGGUAGGGGUGCAUCAAGGAACGUUGAUCAGCAUGGUCAAAUAUCUGCAGGCGAGAAAGGAUUGCCAACAGAUGUUAAGUUUGCUGGUCAUUCUGACUCGUUUGAUAAUAGAAUUUCUAAAGGCAUUAGUUUAGACAGAAAAAGACACUCUGGAGUUUGUGUGUCUCCUCAGCGGACUAUUGGAACCGCUACAGAUUUAAUGAAGUCUAGUGGAAAGCAGGUUUCUGGUACGACUCAUAAAGCCAUUGAAGAAAUUUGGUUGGAGGUGCUAGGAAAAAUUCGGAUAAAUAGUAUUAAAGAGUUUUUGAUACAAGAGGGGACGCUUGCAUCAGUGAGUUUUGGUGCAGCACCAACUGUACGUUUGAUAUUCAAUUCACAUAAUGCAAAAUCAAAAGCAGAGAAGUUGAGAGAGCAAAUCUUACAAGCGUUUGAAUCUGCUCUUGGGUCCUCAGUGAUAAUUGAAAUUAGAUGUGAAUCAAAAAGGGAUACUACAGUGGGGAACCAUUCAUCAGUUACUUUACCGGUAUCCAAGAACGGUCUCUUGCAGAUUAGGGAUAUAAGUGGUAAUAUGUCUCAAGCUCAGUUGCCGCACUACGGUUCUGGUGAAGUUGGAAGAGGCGAAAUUGUUGAAAUAGAUGCUUCUCCGAGGGAAGCCCAUAAUCAGAGAGAACCUAAUCAAAGGAAUUUAGAAGAUUCACAAGGAGAAGUAUCAGUCUCUCGGAAGAACUCAACCAUGUCAUCAAUUUCAGAAAGAAGAGAAGCUGGAGCUCAAAGUCGGAGUCAAAGUAUUGUGAGAAGCAAAGUAUCUCUGGCACAUGUUAUUCAGCAGGCAGAGGGGUGUUCACAGCGAAGUGGAUGGUCCAAACGCAAAGCUGUAUCUAUAGCUGAAAAACUCGAGCAGGAAAACUUGAGACUUGAGCCUCAAUCAAGAAGCUUAUUGUGCUGGAAAGCAUCUAGAGUAACUCGGCGAAAGCUUUCACGGUUGAAAGUUAGAACUCGAAGGCCACAGUCAUUGCUGAAACUUGUCUCCUGUGGUAAAUGUCUUUCUGCGUAGUUAGCAAGGUAAUAAUUCAAGCCAGAAAGGAAGAAGAGGGAGAAUCGUUUAGGAAAUUGAUUAGCUUUUUUUUCUCUUUUAGUUGUAUUUAGUUUUCUUCUCUCUUUUUCCCCAUGCUGAUUACUAGGCUCAUUUUUAUUUAUCUGUGAAUUCAAAUUUAUGAAAUCAAUUAAUUUUUCAUUCUAAAAA